Messenger RNA from Drosophila guanche, 5287 nucleotides. It is a transcript of the gene dachs, whose product is annotated as unconventional myosin-IXb. Gene Ontology annotation, biological process: vesicle transport along actin filament; actin filament organization. The transcript has 7 exons. The record is from RefSeq and is a predicted model, not a curated record. NCBI's taxonomy places the organism in Eukaryota, Metazoa, Arthropoda, Insecta, Diptera, Drosophilidae. Gene Ontology annotation, cellular component: actin cytoskeleton; myosin complex; vesicle. Gene Ontology annotation, molecular function: actin filament binding; ATP binding; cytoskeletal motor activity. The coding region runs from base 1052 to 4891 and encodes 1279 amino acids.
AGUUUGCGUCUGGAGUUACAAACGAUCGGUACAUGCCCGGUGCUAACUAGAUAUAUCCCUUGCCCCCCAUUGCAACCCACAGUUGGGUUCAAUUCAAAUUAAAUGAUCGUUAAGACGUGCACAACAAAAUCCUAAUUAUUCCUAAUAAUUAAUAACCAAAGAGUUCACGGGGUCGGUCUGUGAACAGUUGAAAAGUGCCUCCAAAAACUUCCAAGCGAAUCAAUCUUGUUUGUAUCUGUGAGUCCCAAGUGAGUGUCGUCGCUGUGUGUGUGCGAGUGUAUGUGUGAGUGAGUGUGUGGAGUGUACCUUCAAGGUAUCUAAGCAUCUACACUGGGUCCGCGUCCACUUCCACUGCCUGCUGGAGGUGGAGUUGGAGUUGAAGUUGGAAGUUGGAAACUCGUUUCUCAAAAGUCUGCACAAAACAAGAAAAUAAAGCGCGCGCGCGCCGCGAGAGAGCUACGAAACACAACAAAAAAUAAAAUAAAAUAAUAAUAAUAAGAAAAGCAAAAGCAGAUCCGAUCCCCAGGCAGAGACGGAGGCCGACUAAGAGCCCAGAAUCAUCGCCGCUGCUGCUGCAGAGUGCUCCAAAAGUAUCUGACAGAUACCGAAGAGAGGCAGGCAGGGAUUUGGCUGAGACUGCUGCUCGCCCUUCUGCAUUCUUUUUGCUUGUUUAUUUAAUUUUUGUGUGCUGUGCUGUGCUGUGCUGUGCCGUGCUGUAUGUUGCUUCACUUGUUGCAGCUGCACACACAAAUACACAGAUACAUCUGUAUGCCAUAGAUACAGAUACAGUGCAACAGUACAGCGCCUGUGCGGAAAACGAGAAAACCUGUUCUCCCGUGUGUCCCGUGCAUCCCGAGCCUGUAUAUCGGAAUUAUUCAAAUAAGAAAAUCGCUGUCGUCGUUGUUGUUGCUGCUUGCCUCGUCCUGGACCCCAGUCGAAACCCGAAACAUUUGCCAACAUUUGAAAAGCAGAAAUCCCCCCCAAAAAAAAACACCAACAAAAAACCCGUUUAGUGGUUCUCUUUCGGGGGCCACACAAAUGUACAACAACGAUGGCCACAUUGGGCCUGUCAAAAGUCUUCAUACUGGAUAAAUAUUUCACGGAAUUGCAAAAAUUUUGGGAGACGGAGAAAAAGCUGCAGGAUGCUUCAUCAUCCAACGAGGCGGUGCAUCUGCAACAGCGGCUCAAGAGCCUGAGCACUGAGCUGGUCACACUCCGCAAUCGUUUGCAUGUGGGCCAGGGUCAGGGUCAAGGUCAUGCACAGGGUCAGACCAAUGGCACCCAGCCGCAUGGCUCGCCAGGGAGCGGUGCCAAUGUGGGUUCCAAGGCAAACAACUUUGACCUAAAUGCCUCCACUCCGAAUCUGAAUCUGAGCUCUGCAGCUGGCGGGCUGUCCGCCAGUGCGCUGCAACAGCACACCAAUGGCCACCACACAGUGUCACACAAGCAUUCGCAGCACAACUUUAGCCAUACGCUGCCGGCCAAUGCGGGCUCUGGUACGGUGGUAUCCGCACGUAACACAUCGAUUCCGCACCCACUGCCGCAUCAGUUGGGCGAGAAGACGUCCUUGACGCACCAUCAGAGCCAUGGGGCGUCGACUGGCACGUUGCCCCACAUGGGUAGCAUGGGAAACAUCCUCGGCCAUGGUUCCCACUCGCACUCAAACUCCCAUUCCAACUCGAACACGCUGCCCAUGCGCUCCUCCAACUCCAAUGGACUAGGAGUGACAGCAUCGAAUAGAGUUGGAGGAGCAGGAACCACCCAACACCAGUAUUCGCAUGGCCAUGGCCAGCAGCUGCCAUUCAUACCCGGAUCGAAGCAUGCGAAUCCCUGUCAGAGCGUCAAAACUUUACCCUUUGGCUUUGGUUUCGCGCCGCAUCCAGCCGCCAGGCUGCAGCAGAUCAGCGUCUUGCCCAAAUUGGCCCAGGACAUGCAGGACCUCAUCCAUCUGCCGGGACCACUCACCGAGCAUGCCGUUAUGCGUACACUUCAGGCCCGCUUCAACGAGCAGCGGUACUUUACAAAUGUUGGUCCCAUUUUGCUCUCCAUCAAUCCCUAUCUGGAUGUGGGCAAUCCGCUGACUCUCACCUCCACACGGUCCAUGCCGCUGGCACCACAGCUGCAGAAGAUUGUCCAGGAAGCAGUGCGGCAGCAGAGCGAGACGGGCUAUCCGCAGGCCAUCAUCCUCUCGGGCACUUCGGGUGCGGGCAAGACAGCGAAUGCCAUGCUGAUGCUUCGCCAGCUGUUUGCCAUUGCUGGCGGUGGACCGGAGACGGAUGCAUUCAAGCAUUUGGCCGCUGCCUUCACGGUGUUGCGAUCCCUCGGCUCGGCCAAGACCACCACCAACUCCGAGUCCAGUCGCAUUGGCCAGUUCAUCGAGGUACAGGUGACAGAUGGCGCUCUCUAUCGCACCAAAAUCCACUGCUACUUCCUGGAUCAGACGCGCGUCAUCCGGCCGCUGCCCAAGGAGAAGAAUUAUCACAUUUUCUACCAGCUGCUGGCGGGUCUGAAUCGGGAGGAGCGCCAGAAGCUUCACUUGGAGGGCUACUCGCCGGCGAAUCUGCGCUAUUUACGCGGCGACACGUGCCAAAACGAGCAGGAGGAUGCAGUCCGUUUCCAGGCUUGGAAGACGUGCCUCGGCAUAUUGGGCAUACCAUUUCUGGAUGUGGUGCGAGUAUUGGCAGCGGUACUGCUGCUGGGCAAUGUUCAAUUUAUCGAUGGUGGGGGCCUUGAGGUGGAUGUCAAGGGAGAAACGGAACUAAAUUCGGUAGCCAGUCUUUUGGGCGUACCGCCAGCUGCACUCUUUCGCGGCCUUACCACCCGCACCCACAAUGUGCGGGGGCAGCUGGUGAAGUCCGUGUGUGGGGAUGGAGAUGCCAACAUGACGCGGGAUUGCCUGGCCAAGGCGCUCUACUGCCGCACUGUGGCCACGAUUGUGCGUCGUGCCAACAGCCUGAAGCGCCUGGGCUCCACUCUGGGCACUUUGAGCUCCGAUUCGAACGAGUCGGUGCACAAUCAGGCCGACGCCGCCUCACAGCAUGCCUCCACCAUUGGAGGCGGCAAUGCGGGAUCCAAAUCGAUGGCAGCUCUCAACAAUGCGGUGCGGCAUGCCACGGACGGCUUCAUCGGCAUACUGGAUAUGUUUGGGUUCGAGGAACCCGCACCGCACGCCCAACUGGAGCAUCUGUGCAUCAAUCUGUGUGCCGAGACAAUGCAACAUUUCUACAACACGCACAUCUUCAAGUCCUCGGUGGAGUCCUGCCGGGACGAGGGCAUCGUGUGCGACACCGAGGUGGACUACGUGGACAAUGUGCCGUGCAUCGAUUUGAUAUCCUCGCUGCGCACGGGCCUGCUCAGCAUGCUGGAUGCCGAGUGUUCGGUGCGUGGCACCGCCGAGAGCUAUGUGACCAAGCUGAAGGUGCAGCAUCGCUGCUCCACUCGUCUGGAGACGAAACCCACCGCCGAGCCCCACGAUCCGCGCAUGUUUCUCAUUCGUCACUUUGCGGGACGUGUGGAGUACGAUACGACGGAUUUUCUGGACACCAAUCGGGAUGUGGUGCCAGAUGAUCUGGUGGCGGUGUUCUACAAGCACAGCUGCAACUUUGGCUUUGCCACACAUCUCUUUGGCUCCGAGCUGAAGGCGCUCUAUGCGCAACAGCAAGCGCCGCGCGGUCUCAGCUUCCGCAUUUCGCCCACCUCUCACUCGGACUUGCUGAACGGCGACGAGCCCGUGUCCACGCUCACGCAGGACUUUCACACGCGACUGGACAACCUGCUGCGCACCCUGGUGCAUGCCCGACCGCACUUUGUGCGCUGCAUCCGCAGCAAUGGAGCCGAGCAGGCGGGGUCCUUCGAUCGGGCCACCGUUGUGCGGCAGAUCAGAUCGUUGCAGGUGUUGGAAACGGUCAACCUUAUGGCCUCCGGCUUCCCACAUCGCAUGCGCUUCAAGCAGUUCAAUGCGCGCUACCGUAUGCUGGCCCCCUUCCGCCUGCUGAGACGCAGCGAGGACAAGGCCCUGGAGGAUUGCCAGUUGAUCCUGCAGUAUGCCAUGGAGCAGCCACCUGUACUAGAUGGCUCCGUGACGUUAGCCUGGACACCGGGCAAGCGCCAUGUGUUCCUCAGCGAGGGCAUACGCCAGCAUGUGGAGCAUCUGCGCACGGAAAUCCGCCAUAAGAGCGCCACCUUGAUGCAGGCCACUUGGCGUGGCUGGUGGUGGCGCAAGAAGAUGGGCAACGGCGUCAAGCGUACGCGUAUGAUUCCCCACCAUUUGCCAUCGCCAUCGGCGGCUCCACUGCCAGUGGCCAAGCAGCCUAGCAGCCAUUCUCACAUUUCCCAGAGCAAGUCCGCCUCUACGACGAUGGCUGCAUUGGCGGCAGUGGCUGCCGCAGCUCCAACAACAGUGCCACGCCUCUCUGCCAAAUCCACAAAUCUCUGCAUUGGAGGAACGGUGACCAGGCCCAGACCACAGCCGAUUGCAGGUACUCCACCGCCAGAUCCACAUGAGAAAUGCGAUCAGAAGAUAAUACAGCAAACCUGCAGUCUCUUUGGACUGGAUUUGGAACGUCCACCACCUGUGCCACCCUCCCGUUCCUAUACAAUCAGCGGCAAUUCGAAGCUGGGUUAUCCACAGAGUCGCCUCAUGAAGACGAGCUUUCCCGAGGAGGCAACCGCUGGACAAGCGGACUCACAGCAGCUGAAAAAAGGCGAAACGGUGACUGUGGUGGGUGCCUCCAGUGGUCGUGGACAUUUGCUGGUGGAGCACAAGGGUCAGAGUUAUCAUGUGCCCUUUCAGUACAUGGAAUUGUCUCCGGGCAGCCACAGUGGCAAUGGAAAUGGAAAUGCAAAUGUGACUGCUCUGCCUGCCGUACAGGCGAAUGGUGUUAAGAUUUAAGACUCGAAGAAGAAGACUGUAAAUAUUUCAAUUUUUGUAAUCUAAGAAACAUUCACUUUACACAUUUAAUUUAUACAAAACGCAACGCAACGCAUUCAUAUGCCCCUGCCCCCGUGGUGUAUUCAUUUAAUUAGUAUUAUUCACUCGAUCGAUAGGUUGUAGCCCCCCACCACACACAAGUGCCAAUCAAAUAAGUUCUUCCAUUUAGUUUUUAAGUGACUAAUUCGUAAGUGACUGAGAUUACAUUUUGGCAGUGCUAAAAACGCCACCAGUUUACAAUAUAAACAACAUCUAAACUAAACAUUUGCUCGCCAAUCUUUAGAGGAAAAAGUGUAUUGGUUGUAUUGUAGCCUUAAGGUUCAUACUUUCAUUCAAAUAAAAAUGAAGCAUGCAUUG